Molecule: messenger RNA, 1737 nt
Organism: Cladophialophora psammophila CBS 110553
Lineage: Eukaryota; Fungi; Ascomycota; Eurotiomycetes; Chaetothyriales; Herpotrichiellaceae
Exons: 1
Coding region: 1-1737 (578 amino acids)
Source: RefSeq, a predicted model, not a curated record
AUGAUACGAGGCCCGGUACAAGAGACUGAUACAGCGGCAUAUCUAGCAGAGAGUCGGAGGCCGCCCGGUUCAAAAAAGACUCGACAUCUGCUUCCUGGAGAGACGUCCUCAGAAGCGACAUUUAAGACAAUCCAGGCUUGGAUGACAGACUGUCUGGGCAAUCAUCCGAACUGCCCCAAAUCCCACGUUGGCAAUGGUAGCCAUACGCCGCCGCUGCCUCGGCGCCUCUUGGAGGUCGCGAAUGGGAAGGUCGUGCUCCGUGAAGUCGCUGGACAAAAGAGACAUCCUUACGCAUGCCUGAGCCACUGUUGGGGCCCUUCUCCUCGACGUCCUGAGAGCACUAUUCUUAAGGCAAAACGAGCCACGAUCGAAAAGCUCAAGGUUGAGGUACCAUGGAAAGAGCUCAGCAAAACUUUUCAAGACGCCAUAGACAUCUGUCGCCGGCUAGGCAUCGAUUUUCUGUGGAUUGAUGCCCUGUGCAUUCUUCAAGAUAGCAAUGCCGAUUGGUCUUUGAACGCUGCGGAGGUCGGUUCCAUAUACGAAAACGCUUUGAUCACCAUUGCUGCCUCCAAGUCCAAGGAAGGCUGCCAAGGUUGUUAUAGUACCGCUGAUCCCCGCUACCUGGCCCGCCUGGUUGGUGGGAGCGACAAUGUCUACGUUCGUUUAAAACCUCCAAGCUACCCAGUUCACGAAGUCUACCUGGAUCUAGAGAAUUUCCCACUGCUGGACCGCGCCUGGGUAUAUCAAGAGAUGCACUUGUCUGCUCGUGUGCUCCACUUUUGCUCCCAAGAGGUAAUUUGGUCCUGUCGACGCAUGAGGAGAAGUGAGAGCGGCGUCAGCGACGAAGAGGCGACAGAUGAACUCGUGAAUUUGACGGAUUUGCACGGUUGGGAUCCUUCGUGGAAGACGCUGGGCGAGAACGGGAAGGAAGACCCGAGAACACUGUGGUAUCGAACGGUGGAAGAGUACACGCGUCUGCAUAUUUCGUAUCCGAGCGACAUUUUCCCCGCAUUGGCGGCUUUGACUCAAAGAUUGCACAGGCUAAAGCCUCAAGACAUGUUUCUCGCAGGUCUUUGGAAAAAUACUCUCCUCCUCGAUCUGAUGUGGCGGGCUCCGGCGGGGCCACAGUUCGGAAGACCAGCAAAAUGGAGGGCUCCGAGUUGGUCCUGGGCAUCUGUCCAAGUCAGGGUUGCCUGGGAUCUGAGGUUAGAUUCCGUUUUCGGAGUGGUCGAGCUGUUGGAUGUCCGGUGCGACACCAAGGGCCCACCGGAGAUGGGCAGCUUCUCUGGCAGGGAUGAAGUUGUAAUUACCCUUCGUGCACCUCUUCUCAAGGCAACUUGGAAAAAGCCCUGGGUUCGGAGUCGGUGGCCAAUUAUCAGUCGAAGCACGGAAAUGAAGGAUGGCAAAAUGGAUGUGAACCGAUUCUAUCCAGAUUACGACUACGAUUUGCCGGGAGAACACCAUGUUUCAUGGGAUUCGGAGUUCGUUCUUGUGCCGAUCGCGAUAUCGACAAUGCUUCUCGAUGAGAGUGACAGCGAUGGACCAAAGAAUAAUGCGCAUUUGGUGCUGGCUUUGCGAGCGAAACGAAAGGCCGGCACCUAUGAACGUCUCGGAUACGGCGAAAUUGUCGAAGACCAUGUCUUUGCGGAUUGGAGCCGCGAGGGGUUCCAAGCCAGGUUUGGCAGAGUGGACGCCAUCCUGAGGGCUAUUCCGCGACAGGUCAUUACUGUCGUAUGA